GCACCACUCCUCCUCCUCCUCCUCCUCCUGUCCGCAGCAUCUCUCUCUCUCUCCAUGCACUGCGAGGACUCAGAGAGAAAGAGAGGAAAGCAACUCAACUGCAUUUGACCGGCAUGCUUACAUGAAUCAACACCAGAGAAACCUGAAGAUUGAACGGACCUCCAUCUCCCCGAAGAGCCAUCAAAGACAGCUUUGGUUAACCCACAGUAAAUGCAAGAUAAGUGGCGAGUUGAAGUGAAAAAGCUUCCAUGAGAUGACAUUUUGUCCUUGGGAUAAUCAACUGAAGGGCCAUCAUCACCCAGACCCUGAAGAGAGAGGAGAGACAGGGAGGGAAGAAACACUUGUAACUCCAUAGAUGGCCUCAGCACUCUGCAGGUGUCUUUGAGCGCGCCCAAAAGAAUCGGUCCGUCAUGAGCAUCCCAACUGGUUUCCAGGGACUGAGGGUCAAUGUUGACAGAGGAGAGAAGAUCGGAAACAAAACCCAGAUCCAGUUCCCCCAGUCUGGGGAUGAUAACGCCAAUCGAUUAUCUUCGAUUGGUGAUCAAGGACGAAGAAGAGGUUUGAUUGAGGACACGGGUUACAGCACAAGCUCCAUCCCUCCUUUGGUCUCGCAGCGCGAAUCCCCCGACAAGUUAGUGAUCUGGGGCUCUGAGCAGCAAUGUUUGGAGCCUGAGUUCGAACUUCUGGAGUGUCAGGAGAUACAUACGUUCUUGGGAAACAGGGAUCAGGAGGAGGAGGAUGACGACGGAGGAAGUAUGAGGGAUGGGAAAGACGAAGGUCCCAUGUCCAUAUCCUCAAGCUCAACUGCCAGCUCCGCUUCGACCGGCGCGAGGAGGAGGAAUGACAACGACAACAACAGAGCGGAGAGCAGGAUACAGAGGGGCAAAGAGGUGCAGAAAAGGAUCGCCUGUCACAGCACUGAAGAGCUAGACACAUGUGUGACAGGCUCAACAGAGAGAAGGGACACCAGGUCAGGCAGAGACAGGGAGAGACGGAAGGGAGGUCUGAAGGAGUCCAAGUCUGAGACGAACGUAUUUGUCUCCAGUCUGUCAGCUGUUAACCUCAGCGGGAGCCUGUCGAGUGCUCUGGAUGGCAGCGGAGAAGUGCUCUGUCUGUCCAAGACCAACCCUUAUCCCGGUACAAACCACACUACCUCAGCCCAGACCAGGAGAAGGGUAGCCCCGGUUGACGCCAACCAGAACUCGCCGCCGCCGUAUUCUCAGGAGAAACAUGGCCGUCCUCAAUACUACAGCCAGGAUCAGAGACAGGAGGAGGGAAGUCAUCAUAGAAACGGAUUGUCCUCUGACGGCGGGCUCGGCCAAAGGAGGAAGGCGGGAUUCGAGGAGAGGGUGUUGCCACCACGACGACAACAGCUGGUCAGACCCCUCUGUCAGACAGAGAUGGUGAGAGCGAGGAGCUCUGCGGAACCCACUGAGACUCCUUCCCCCAACCCCUCUCCAGAUUCACACAGUAACGGGUCAAACAGAAUGUUCGCAAAAUCGUCUUUACGCGAACCAUCAGAUUUCUCCAAUCUGUACAACGCACCUGGAGUCUCACAGCUCCGGCAGCCCAACCAGGUUCCACCUGGAGUUUCACAGCCGGCCGCAACCGCAUGGCGUAACUCAAGUCCUUCGAAUCCUUCCAUGUUAGAGAGGAGACCUCAGACUCAGCUCACAUACAGGAGGAAUUGCUCCAGUCCCAACAGGACGGGGAUUGACUCCAGGUCAUCUACCCCUCCCCACUCCCCUCUCAGGACACCCCAGGGCUCACCACGCAGGCAACCCUCCAUGUACCUCGUUUCCAGGAAUGUCCCUGGAGUGGUUCGACACGUCCCAUCAGGAUGCAACCCCGCUGUAACGACAUCGGCUCAGGGCUACGGCAACAGUUGCAUGAGAGCACCGGUCAAAACCAAUAUAAGCACAAGCGGAAUUCCCAAAGCGCCUCUUAACAACCAGCAGAGCCCCAAAGAGAGCUCCCCGUCGCCUAAACUGAAACCGAAAGGAGUUCGGCCCAAAAUCAUCACCUACGUCCGGAAGAAUCCUCAAUUCAAGCCCCAGGUUGCUGACGGACCCUAUCAGGUAUCCUCUCUGCCGUCCAGGCUGUCAACAUACACACACGGCCAAACACCCGCUUCCUUCAAAGACGGCCCUAAAGACCCCACCAUGGCCGACGCAGAAACCAGAGGAGCCCCAGUGCUCAGUGCCUCCAAUCUGCUGUAUGACAAGUACCGCCAGGAGAUGCAGACGAGCAUCUUCCCAUCAGGUAUGCUGAGCCGGAGCAUCAGGCCACCCGGACACACACACAGCCACACGGCACCCCCGAAACUGGGCAGCAAAGCAGACAACUUCUACGGUGCACCAUCAGACGUGGGACGGUCUGCCGGUUUCAAAGGGAGUACAGCUGAGGACGCGCUUCAGUCACGGACAGCUGCUCAGGCCGGAGGGAGCGGCAGCCUCCUGCGCUCCGGCAGAGGUCUGCGUCUGGGCCUGGGGGCCGUCGCCAGGACGACCACGUGCUCAGCCAAGGGCAGAGGACCUGGUCAAGGUCAGAGGUCAACGCUGGUCUUCAGCCAACCGGUCCAACCUGUCAGCCCAGCGAGCAGCCAGCAAAACCAAGAUAACACAGAUGACCAGGUCUUCACCUAUCAUGCUCCUCCUCCUCCUCCUGCUCCAGCGGCAGCGGCAGCAGUCCAGCCCCAGGCCGUGGCCUCCAGGUCCCUGCUACCCAAAGCGAGCCAGUCGGGCCUGCGCCCCCCAGGCUUCUGCUCCAGCCGUCUACCCGCGGGCCGCCUGGCAGCCUUCGGCUUCGUCAGGAGCUCCAGCGUGUCCUCCGCCUCCUCGGUCCACUCCGCCGACAGCACGCAGAGUGACUCCUGCAGGACGGCUCACCGUCUGAGUGUGAGCGAGGAGCCUCCUCUUCACAGAGUGACCACCAGCCCUCCGUCGACAGACCACCAGAGAGGGGCACCAUGUCGCAGCAACAGCCUCCAGCCGCCUUCUACCCCAGCCCUGCCGCGGCGCUACCUGCCCGCCCAGCCAAGGAGCUCCCCUGGAGUCGGCAGGAAGGAGUUUCAGCGGAGUUCAGAGGUCACGCGCUCUCUCCCGUCCUCCCCGAAGAGGCUGGCAGUGGUUCCUCCCAAACCUCAGUCCCCGGUCCUGUCUGGGCAGCGGCCCGCAGCGGCAGUGCGAGGGUCAGCUCCCCCGGGGUCGCCUCUCCGCGUCGCCCCCCUGAGGCUGCAGCAGGAACAGCAGGAGAGCCUACAGAGGGAGAAAGAGGAGGCUCAACAGAAAGAGAGGGAAAGGCAAGCAGAGGAGAGAGAAAAAGAGGAGCAAAGGGAGGAAGUUCAGAGGCUGCAGGGACGCUGCGAGCAACAGGAGAGGCAGCUGGGAGCUCUGAGAGAUGAACUGAGGAAGACCUCCUUGGGUCUGGAAGCCUUUAUUAUCACCACUCAGCAUUACUGCCUCAAGAGUAAAACUACAGAAGAAAACCAAAAGAAAUUGUCCUUGGAAAUGCAAAAGAUCAGAGAGGAAAUGGCAUCCAACUCAGCGCGAUGGGAGAGGCUCCAUCAGGAGAAGACGGCGCUGGAGGCGACAUUUGAGCGAGAGCUGCAGGAGCUGCAGCUGCAGCAGGAGGCGGAACUCGCCGCCGUGGAGGAGGGGCUCAGGAAGUGUCACUCGGCGGAGGCAGAACACCUGAAGGAGGAGCAUCGCUCAGAGAUGGAGGAGCUGAGGACUCAGCAGCAGGAACAGAUGGAGGAGAUGACAGUCCACCACCGGGCAGCCGUUCAGGAACUCAGAGACAUGCAUAACAUCACCAUGGCAACACUGCAUGAGGAGCACGCCCGUACCAUGAGAGACUUAAGGAAGGCUCAUGAGCAACAGAAGCUACUUCUAGAGGAGGAUUUUGAGAAACUUCGGCUUUCUCUACAGGAUCAAGUGGAUACCCUCACAUUUCAAAACCAGAGUCUGAGGGACAAGGCCAAACGCUUUGAGGAGGCUUUGAGGAGGAGUACAGAUGAACAGAUAGUCGAUGCUUUGGCUCCAUACCAGCACAUUGAGCAAGAUCUGAAGAGCUUGAAGGAGGUCGUGGAAAUGAAGAACCAGCAGAUACACCAGCAAGACAAGAAGAUCUCCGAUCUGGAGAAAGUGCAGGCCCAAAAGAACGUGUUCCUUGAGGAGAAGGUCCAGGUUCUGCAGCAGCAGAAUGAAGACCUGAGGGCUCGUAUUGAAAAUAACCUUGUCCUGUCCCGGCAACUGUCCGAGGAGAACGCCAACCUCCACGAUUCGGUCGAGAAGGAGAACACGGAGAAGAAGCGGCUGAGUCGGAACAACGACGAGCUCCUGUGGCGUCUCCAGACCAGCCCCCUCAUGUCGCCCGCCUCCUCCCCGCUGCACCGCUCCUUCUCCACCUCCCCCGUGCCGUCAUCCCCAUUCUUCUCCUCCCCCUCACCUAUAGCCGGGUGCGACUCCCCCACCCACUGCCACGGCUGUCCCCAGCAGGCUCAGUACUGCUCCCCCUCCCACAGAGCCGCCGCCACCAAUCAAAAUCUCUCCCCCGGACCGGCCACACCCACUCACAGGGCAACGAGCAAUCAGAAUUACUCCCCUGGCCCGGCCACGCCCACACACAGAGUGCCAGCCAAUCGCUGUGGCUCAGCCGCGUGUCUCAGCUCUUUGCAGAGAUAAGCUCGCAUCUCUCUCUUUUAUUUCCUUCUCUGGCUCAUUCUCUUUUAUUUCCAUCAUUCCCUUUUUGAAUGUGAAUGGCAUCGAAGUACAUGUCGGAGACAAGGACUGUGGUCUCCAGUCAUCACGGGACAAACUGGGCAGACAGUCAGGGUCUAAACAGCUGGUGGUGUCCAUCAUGUGAAACACGGAUAAAUAAUGUAAUCCAUUACAUUAUUGUAAUGUAAUGGAAAAUGGAUGCAGAUGAUUGCGGCUCAGUUCUCUGUCCCCAAGCCUAACUUGUAUAAAUCUUGAAAUGCAGACUGUACAUACUGUAUGAUAGUGACACAGAUAGUAGUGAAAGCUCCCUGCAUGGGUAGUCAUGAGUCCCGCACAGACAGAAACAGUACAGAUGGAAAGUAGCACACUCUCACCAGAACACAAUACUCUGGUGUGUUAAAAACCUGCUCACGUCCUCAAUAAAAUAAGCUAUAUACUCUCUCUCUCAUUGGGAUUAGCUACUCAUAGUCUUUUUUUGGUUUUGCUUUUCAUCUGAAAAACAUCCCCAACAAAGCGCCUUAUUAUAUACUCAGUCCUGCCGUCUCACCAGCAGAGAACGACCAACGUUUUAUUUCAUAAAUGACUUUGGAUAGAGAAUUGGUUUGUAAUUCAGCCUCCUCAAGGUGUAUUUAAUAUUUCGUAAUUAGUUCAACACUGAUAGUUUAACCCCAUGCGUGGGAUAAACCCUACCUGGAACCCCUCGCCAUUUUACCUGCAACAUCCAGAGGACUUAUCAUACAAACCUUUUGCUAGGUCUUCCUUCAGCAUCUCAACACAUGAUGAUGAGCUACUCUCCACUUUCGGGAUCCCUCAGGUCAACUUGCAAAAACGUUACGUCUGCCAUUUUGUAUUUACCUCAGCGGGAAUGUGCAGUCUGUUGUGUCUGUAGCUCAACAACGACGACAAAAACACACAGCUACCAGGGAGCUCAAAGCUAAGGGGUGGGAGGGAUUUUAAAUGUUAUUGUGGAUUUCUUUAAAAUGUGAUGUUUAUAUCUAAUUUAUUUGUUACAUGUGUUUUGCUACUUAAGCAAGCAUGUACUGUGAGAGUCUUCCAGUCUUAAUGUGAAACUUCUUAUUGCUGUGGUCUGUCUGUUUAUUAAGCUUGAGCUGAACCUAUGGGACACAAGUGGAAUAACGUGAUGAAGGAGAUAUGCCGGCUUGUUGUCGUCACACAUACAUAGGUGGUGUGUUCAGGGGACUGUCUUAUGAUAUGAUAUGGGUCUAUAAGCUAAACUAAAAUGCAGCUUAACCCUCUGUUUACCUCUUUGCGACUCGUGUUGCAAAGAUUAGUCGCCCUUUCUGAACCUGUGUUAUAACCUCUUCAUCACCUCUUUCGGAUGCUUUCUUUAUCUGAAUGACAGUUUUUAUCCUCCGAGUGUUACGUUGAAGCUUUCGCAAGCUACGCUGAAUCCUCAGCGUGCGAGAAUAUAUCGUUCAGGGAAUUCUUUUCUAAAUUUAGAUUAGAAAUACUUUUUUUUUUCCUUUUGUAUAGCGUCUCUACAGAACAUUAUACGCUCAAGAUAUUUCCCGAGAUAAUUUUCCUCUUAUAUAUGAUACAAUAUAGAAACCAACCUUUGGUAUAUGAAAAUUAUUUUAUAGCAUACAGUUAGUCAUAGCUGUGUCCUGUAUGUACUGUACUGAUUAACUUACCCUCAGGAUCUUUCAUUUGGCUUUUUCAUUGAAAACGACAGUGUUAUACGGUGUAAUCUCAGUGAUUUACUCGCACAUGAACAAACAAAGCUGGUCAGACUAACACGUGUAAAUGAGCCGCUGUAAAUAAACCAGUAAGACCAGUGAGAAGGGAUGAGGGUAAGUCUGUGGCAGUCUAAUGGGAGCAUGGGUUAAAAGAGUUUGUCAGACUUUUUUCUGUUAAGUUACAGGUAAAUGUAAACUUUUACCAGCAUGUAAAGGACAUUUCUGGGUUUUUAAGUAACAGACUUUUAAGUAGAUCUUAAAUUGCUAUACCAGCACUUUUGACGGCCGUGAAAAAGUAAAAAAAAUGGAUCUUUUCAUGGAUCUUCAAGAUUUUUUGUAUGACACGUACACAGGGUUAAAUGUUCUUAAACGAAAGAAUGUCAAACACAGCAUAA
This is a messenger RNA of Sebastes umbrosus (honeycomb rockfish), 6813 nucleotides long. RefSeq names its product microtubule associated tumor suppressor candidate 2a (gene mtus2a). Gene Ontology annotation, molecular function: microtubule binding. Gene Ontology annotation, cellular component: cytoplasm; nucleus. NCBI's taxonomy places the organism in Eukaryota, Metazoa, Chordata, Actinopteri, Perciformes, Sebastidae. The transcript has 16 exons. The coding region runs from base 411 to 4685 and encodes 1424 amino acids. The record is from RefSeq and is a predicted model, not a curated record.